This is a messenger RNA of Loa loa (African eye worm), 2110 nucleotides long. Its product is annotated as sex-determining protein fem-1. Bases 4 to 1920 code for a protein of 638 amino acids. Gene Ontology annotation, molecular function: protein binding. The record is from RefSeq and is a predicted model, not a curated record. NCBI's taxonomy places the organism in Eukaryota, Metazoa, Nematoda, Chromadorea, Rhabditida, Onchocercidae. The transcript is spliced from 12 exons.
AGGAUGGAUCCAGAAGCAUAUCGAGCUAUUGUUUUCAAUUCGGCGCGAGAUGGUAAUUUACGACGUUUGCGUAUUUUCCUGGAAGACCGGUCACACGAAUGGCUUCAUCACUGUUUGUCGUCACAGAAAUCCCAAACUCCACCACUUGUCAUCGCUGCUCGAAAUGGCCAUUUCGAUGUUGUCAAAUACUUGCUGGAAAAGGGCGCGGAUGUUUCAAUCACUGGGACAGUUUCAUUUGAUGGUGAAAUUAUCCCUGGAGCGCCAGUUUUAUGGGCUGCAGCAGCUGCAGGACAUAUAGAUAUUGUUCGGUAUCUUGUUGAAAAAGCUGGUGCCGAUAUCAAUCAAACAACGCAGUCUAACAGUUCUCCUUUACGAGGCGCAUGCUAUGAUGGUCACUUCGACAUAGUUCAAUAUCUGGUGAAAAAAGGAGCUGAUAUCGAAUUGGCUAAUCGACAUGGGCAUACACCGUUGAUGAUUGCUGCUUUUAAAAUGCGAGCUGAUAUUGUACAGUUUCUGUUGGAACAAGGAGCGGAUCCUUGCCGUGCAUCUAUCAAAGGAAACACAGCAAUGCACGACGCUGCGGAAGCUGGUUCCAAUGAAAUUGUAUGCAUGUUAUUAGAAGCUGGUGCAAAAAAUGUUAAAGAUGAUUGUAGUAUGACGCCGAUGCAAUGCGCUGCGCUAGCUGGACAUGAAGAAGUGCUUAAGUCAUUAUCUGCUGUGGCUACUGCUCACGAGACAAGAGACGCAUUAAAAUUAUUCGGUGCUACUUUAGUGGAUAAAAAGAUGGAUUUAAGUAGUGCUGUACGUGUUUGGUUUGAAGCAGUUAAUUACGGUGAGCCACUUCGCGUGCGUACUGCUCUCCAUGUUUACGAUGAUUUGUUCGAAAUAGACACAGAUGCUGACAUACGUCAUAUUAUUGGCGAUCCUGAUGCAAUCAGAAUGCAGGCAUUAAUCAUGCGGGAAAGGAUCAUCGGUGGAGGUCAUCACGAAACACAUUAUUUCAUACGUUACCGUGGCGCUGUAUACUGUGAUUUGGGUGAAACAAAUCGAUGCUUCCAGCUAUGGAUGCAUGCGCUCCAUCUGCAGCAAAGACAUCUUUGCGCACUGCAUCCGUCAACUAUUUCUACAAUUGGAGCAUUUAUUGACACAUUUAUAUUAACGGUGAAUGAAGGAAUUAUAAUUGCUAAUGCGGAUGGUGUACGUGUUGCUCCACUUUCUCGCAAAUACGUAAUGGAGGUACUAGAAAAAACUGUCUAUGAACUGGAAAGAUUUAGUGGUGGCGACACAAGAAUUAAAACAGAUGAAAUUACUGAAGAACCCGAUGACGAAAACCGGUGCACUGAUUUCUUGAUGCUUGCUUCCCUUCAACUGAUUCUUUUGAUUCGACGUCUGUCUCCUGGCGAGAGCAAACUGACGUCAAAUUUAGAAACAGAAGCUGAUGAAAAGGAGAAUUUUGACACUUCUUUAUCAUAUAUGGUUACACGUUUAACAUUAGUUUCGAAAUGUCUGAAUUUAUAUCCUCUUCACGCUGCUUGUCAUGAUAUUGACAAGCCAGUAACAGCCCGUUUUCCAUGUGCGUGUGUUAUUACGAUGCUCAUCGACAGUGGAAUCGAUGUAAACACGAAAAAUUCAUUGGGUAACACUGCAUUACACACGAUCUUGCUAAGUAGUAAUCCUAGACAGAGUGUCAUCAAGCUACUGCUUCAAAAUGGUGCAACACUUUUAGCUCGUAAUAACGAUGAUCAAACAUGUUUGGAGUUGAUCUCAGCGAAACUGCCUCGUGCAACUGGGCAGCUCAGAUUGGGUCGAUACCUUACACUUAUGGGUCUUGCCGCAAAUGUUGUACGACGAAAGAUUUAUGAGGUCGAAUACAAGAAAAUUGUUCCAAAAGACCUGUUUGGAUUUUUGGAUUUGCAUUGAAAUUUACUCAAUAUGAGAUUCGUCGCUUUUUUUCGUUGCCUCUGUAUCUGUGUACAUCGGUUUCAUUUUGUCUUUUAUAGUUUUAUAUCGUGAAUAACUUAAUUACAUUUGUCUGACUGCUUUUUAAUACGAAACUAGCGAAAAAUCUCUUUCUUGUCAAAUGAUUUUUAGAGAACUGGUUGAAAAGUAC